AUGGCCCAACCCGGACCCCACCACAUGCCGCAGGACGAAGACCCCGCCUCGAAGCACAAGAAGCAACAGCAUAACAAUGCAGGCCCAGAUGCACAUCCCGGCGGCGGUAAUGCACGCACAACUGGCGGCAGUCCCUUCCCUGAGUGGGCAGACAUUCGCAGGAGCAUCGAACAGCUGCCCCCACCAACUUUCAUAAUUCUCGCUGCCCUCUUCGGCUUGUACAUAAUUUUUUCCUCUAGCCAACAAAACCAGCGGUCAGCAGCAGACCUUUCUUCUCCCGUCGUCCCCUCCGUUGUCACAACCACAAUCUACCAACAACAACCCUCUUCUACACCCGAAGUCGUCGUUGAUCACUCGCCCAAGAUGUCUACCGAGCAGACCUUCAUUGCCAUCAAGCCUGACGGCGUUCAGCGCGGCCUCAUCGGCCCCAUCGUCUCUCGCUUCGAGAGCCGUGGCUUCAAGCUCGUCGCCAUCAAGCUUGUCACCCCCGGCAAGGACCACCUCGAGGCUCACUACGCUGACCUCAAGGAGAAGCCCUUCUUCCCCGGUCUGAUCAACUACAUGCUCUCCGGCCCCAUCUGCGCCAUGAUCUGGGAGGGCCGUGACGCCGUCAAGACCGGCCGCACCAUCCUCGGUGCCACCAACCCCCUUGCCUCUGCCCCCGGCACCAUCCGUGGCGACUUCGCCAUUGACGUCGGCCGCAACGUCUGCCACGGCUCCGACUCCGUCGAGAACGCCAAGAAGGAGAUUGCCCUCUGGUUCAAGGACGGCGAGGCCGUUCAGUGGAAGACUGCCCAGUUCGACUGGAUCUACGAGAAGCCUUAG
Molecule: messenger RNA, 825 nt
Organism: Colletotrichum chrysophilum
Lineage: Eukaryota; Fungi; Ascomycota; Sordariomycetes; Glomerellales; Glomerellaceae
Exons: 6
Coding region: 1-825 (274 amino acids)
Biological process (GO): GTP biosynthetic process; UTP biosynthetic process; CTP biosynthetic process
Molecular function (GO): nucleoside diphosphate kinase activity
Source: RefSeq, a predicted model, not a curated record